CGAAACUGAAAGUUUGCCAGAGCAACGAUGGAGCUGAGACGUUAAGAUGAGUCUCUCUGUUUCUCUCUGACGAUGAGUGUUAAACGAUCAGAGUUCAUCAGGCCUCUCUCCUCGACACAGCAGCAUCUCUGGCAAACACUGUGCAGACAUGGCUGCUGCAAACUGUCUGCUUCAUGAAGACCAGUUCCUGUGCUCCAUCUGUCUGGAUGUGUUCACUGAUCCAGUCUCCACACCAUGUGGACACAACUUCUGCAAUCACUGCAUCACUCAGCACUGGGACAUGAAUGUCCCGUCCCAGUGUCCCCUGUGUAAAAAGGUUUUCCACAUAAAACCAGAGCUGAGGGUCAAUACUUUCAUCUCUGAGAUGGUGGCUCAGUUCAGACAGGAAGCUCAACAGGAAGCCAGCAGCAGCAGCUCAGAGCAACAAGUUUCCAAACCAGGAGAAGUUCCCUGUGACGUCUGCACUGGAACCAAACUGAAGGCCCUGAAGUCCUGCCUGGUGUGUCUGACCUCCUACUGUGAGACUCACCUGGAGCCUCAUCUGACGAAUUCACGUCUGAAAAGACAUCAGCUGAUGGACCCUGUGGACAACAUGGAAGACAGGAUGUGUAGGAAGCACAACAAACCUCUGGAUCUGUUCUGUAAGACCGACCAGACAUGUGUCUGCGUGCUCUGCUCUGUGUUAGACCACAAGACACAUGAGUUUGUUCCUGUGAAAGAAGAAUAUGAAGGAAAGAAGGCAGAGCUGGGGAAGACAGAGGCUGAGAUUCAGCAGAUGAUCCAGGAGAGACGACUGAAGAUUCAGGAGAUCAAACAGUCAGUGGACUUCAGCAAGGAAAAGGCAGAGAGUAAGAUCGCAGAAGGUGUUCGAGUCUUCACAGCUCUCAUGGAGUCUGUUCAGAGAAGCUUGAAUAAGCUCAUUGAGGAGAUGGAAGAGAAACAGAAAAGCACAGAGAAACAGGCUGAAGGCUUCAUCACAGAGCUGGAACAGGAAAUCUGGGAGCUGAAGAAGAGAAGCUCUGAGGUGGAGCAGCUCUCACUCUCUGAAGACCACCUCCACCUCCUCCAAAACUUCACAUCCCUGAAAGCUGCUCCACCCACCAAGGACUGGACAGAGGUCAGAGUCCGUCCACCAUCAUAUGAGGGGACUGUGGUGAAAGCUGUGGCUCAGCUGGAGGAGACGCUCAGUCAAGACAUGAAGAAGCUGUUUGAGGCUGAGCUGAAGAGGGUCCAGCAGUAUGCAGUGGAUGUGACUCUUGAUCCUCAUACAGCUCAUCCUAAACUCAUCCUGUCUGAUGAUGGGAAACAAGUAAAUCAUGGUGAUGUGAAGAAGAAGCUCCCAGACAACUCACAGAGAUUUGAUACUGGACUCUGUGUCUUAGGAAAGCAGAGUUUCUCUUCAGGCAGAUUUUACUUUGAGGUUCAGGUUAAAAGGAAGACAGCGUGGACUUUAGGAGUGGCCAGAGAGUCGAUCAACAGGAAGGGACACAUCACACUCUCACCUGCAGAUGGUUACUGGACUAUAUGGUUGAGAAACAGAAAUAAGUACAAAGUUCCUGCCGGUCCUGAUGUGUAUUUGCAUGUGAGAUGGAGGCUGGAGAAUGUGGGGGUGUUUGUGGAUUAUGAGGAGGGUCUGGUCUCCUUUUAUGACGUAGAUGCUGCAGCUCUCAUCUGCUCGUUCACUGGCUGCUCCUUCUCUGACAGACUCCACAUGUGCUUUGAUCCUUGUCCUAAUGAUGGUGGUAAAAACUCCGCCCCUCUGAUCAUCACGCCCAUCAAGUGCACUUAAUGGAGUUAUUAAUUUUCUUUUCUUUUUGUUAUUAAGUCAUGUUCUUCCAGAAAACCUGCGCCCUGCGGACCCCUCACGUCCUGGACACACACUCUUUAAACUCUGUUACAGAAAACCAGCUGAUACAAGGACAGGUUCUUUCCUCACACUGUUGCUCUGAUGAAUGUUUGACUUGUUUGCACUACAACCUGCACAUACCUUUUUCAAUGGUCUGAAUAUAUAUGUAUAUAGUUGCAUUAACCACAUUCAGACUGACUCACUGCACUAUUGGUAGCUGUGAAAAAAAAAAAAAGCUUAUUGGAUGUUUUUUAGAAACUUAUUCAGUUUGGGUUGAUGUGUGUGUGUUUAUGUGUGCCGGCAUUUAAAAUAUAUGUGUAACAUACUGUGUAACAUGUUGUAUGUAUGUUUUGCUUGUAGAGAUCUUUAUAUUCUCAGAUGAACGGGGUUGCUUGUACUUCCUGUCUGUCAAACGCCCCAAAAACUGAACUGAAUAAAAA
This is a messenger RNA of Toxotes jaculatrix (banded archerfish), 2286 nucleotides long. RefSeq names its product E3 ubiquitin-protein ligase TRIM21-like. Gene Ontology annotation, molecular function: protein binding; zinc ion binding. Bases 149 to 1789 code for a protein of 546 amino acids. The record is from RefSeq and is a predicted model, not a curated record. NCBI's taxonomy places the organism in Eukaryota, Metazoa, Chordata, Actinopteri, Toxotidae. The transcript has 2 exons.